This is a messenger RNA of Boeremia exigua, 518 nucleotides long. RefSeq lists its product as uncharacterized. Bases 186 to 461 code for a protein of 91 amino acids. The record is from RefSeq and is a predicted model, not a curated record. The transcript has a single exon. Lineage: Eukaryota; Fungi; Ascomycota; Dothideomycetes; Pleosporales; Didymellaceae.
AGCGAAAGGACCUAAAACAACCAGGAUUCUGAUUUGCCGAUUCUGCAUUCCAUUACUCGGACGACAUAUCGAUCAGCGCCUGACGGUCACGUGUUUGCACAAAGAUUUACGGUGCUGCAACGAUUCAAGGUUUUACGUUUAAUCUGGAAGGCCUUUUCGACUGCCAAAAUGCUCAACUGAUCAAGAUGCCUGCAUCCCAUGCCUUCUGGUGUGCAAGCCUCGUAAUCUCGUUGAUGAUCCAAGAUGUUUCCACUUUGAGAGCGUGUCAACCUCUUAUCCUCAGCAAAUCUCAAGUCGAAUCUUUAGCUUCGGAUCUCAGUGCCCUGCGGCUAACACUGACUCCAACCAAUUAUUAUCAAGGCUCGAGCAGUGAUGUGCCGUUGCAAGUCAUCACCAAGCACAACAGGAACAGAGUGAAUACAGAAUAUACGCAUGAUAUUAACUCAUAUAAGCAGACCUAAACGCCCUUUGUAUACCUCCAAAACCACUUCUCCCUCGUGAGGCCCUUGCCCGCAAUU